AUGGAGCUGCCGACGACUAGCAUUGGCUCGUACGUCGAGUGCAACGAACUGCUCGUUCGUUAUGAAACUCACUACUGUUUUGCUGGAAUGCAGUUUAACAGCGCGGUAACAAACGUUUGCAUACGAGUGCAGUACCAUCUGGAAAUCAUGGGCGAGAACAUUCACUUAAAUGAUCCACGUAACUCCGCUGUGUUGCACGGUGUCGACGUAACGGUGGAGAAGCUAACAAUGAAGUUAGCAGUUUGCAUGUCAAGGAGUUGCGAUGAACGCCUUUUGAGCUAUAAGCAUAUUCCUUGCAUUCUCAUUCUAUUCGAAUGCUGCUGUUCUUCUGGAUGUUGGCCGACCGAAGGAGGGCACCCUGCGAUCAUUAGCGUCGAUCCGAUUCAACUCGAUGACUUGGGUGGCUAUUUCCCAUGCGAUCGGAGCGGCAAGUUAAAAUGAGUCGAUACUUCCGAUGCUCGCAGUAUGGAAUCCGUUGCUGUCGACCACAAUUACCAACGGCUUCCUAUCCACCGACAGGUUUUUCCUACUCUCCGGAGUUCUCGUUGCGUAUUUGUUCUUCAGGGCACGUCCACGUCCAGAGUUCGUGAAGAAUCCGAUGACUUGGAUAUUCUUCUAUGUCCAUCGUUACCUGAGGUCAGUGUUUAG
Messenger RNA from Angiostrongylus costaricensis, 648 nucleotides. The record is from the annotation of a GenBank genome assembly. NCBI's taxonomy places the organism in Eukaryota, Metazoa, Nematoda, Chromadorea, Rhabditida, Metastrongylidae.